This is a messenger RNA of Ectocarpus siliculosus, 23577 nucleotides long. The record is from the annotation of a GenBank genome assembly. NCBI's taxonomy places the organism in Eukaryota, Phaeophyceae, Ectocarpales, Ectocarpaceae.
AUGGCCACAUGUAUAUGCGGCAGAGGCGACACUGUCGAGGCCCUCACCCAUGUCCUCGCCCAGCAGCGCCGGGCAGCGGCGAGCCCGCGGGGUAACGCGGCCGUGGCAUCGGUGUCCGCCGGGACGGGACCCUCGAGCGAGGCGGCGGCGGCGGCGGCGGCGAAGGGCAUCCCUUCCCCCCCGCCGCAACCCUUGAGCCAGGACGACUUCGCCAAGGUCAGGGCGGCGGUCAUCGAGCGCGACGGCUGGUCUAAGCCCUCGCCCUUGUCGCCGCUCGGGGCCGGAGGCGCCGCCGCCGCCGCGGGAUCGGCCGCUUCGUCCCCGGUCGCGCCGAACUCGCCUUCUACGACGGCGCAGAAGUACCAGCGGCAACCGCGGUGGGGCUCCGCGGCCGCCGCGGUCGCGGGCGCUUCUCCUUCUAGGGGCGAGGCCUCCCGCGGGACGACGAUAGACCAGAGGCUCUUCGCGCCUGUGCUUCGCGCGAUACUUGCCGGGGAGGGGGACCACGUGCUGCGGCGGUCGCUCCUGUGCCACCCAUUCCUCAAGGCCGCCACGAAGAGCGGCGGCACGUCGGCGGCCUCCGGCGCCGGGGGUUCGUCUUCAUGGGCGGCCGGCGGCGCGGCGGCGUCGAGCCCCCUAGGCGGCGGCCGGCGAAAAGACGGGAAGGGCGGCAAAGGCGGCAAGGCCAAGAAGCGAGACAGGGACCGGGCGAGCAGGAACCAGGAUGAGGGGCAAGGCUCUCCGUCGUCGUCGAAAGGGGGAGGUGGGGGGGCGGUGGAGCGGUUGUCUCCGCUGGACGUCUCUCGGGAGAUGGGCCGGCUGGCCGAGAGCGCCGCUUCGGACGGGUCUCUGCAGUCCACCCUCAUCCUCGUCAAGACCCUGCUGUGUGCGGUCGACCCCGGGACGAAGGCUUCGGUGCUGGGCAUCGAUUCCCCCCGCAGACGAUCGCAGCAACAGCAUCAGGGCAGCGGCCGAGCGGGUCGCACGCCGGCAUCGGCGGUGGGGCAGGAUACUUCGGCGCCUUCCACCGAACCGACGCUCAGCACGGAACCUCUAAAGGCGCUGGCGGGACCCGGGCUGUCCGGCUGGUCCGACAUGAUGGAGCUGCUGCGCCGGGAGAAGUAUCGCGAGCGGAUGGUCGCUCUGCGGGGCCGACCUAGCCUGACCGUGUGCGCCGGGAAGGCGGAGAUGAGAGGGCGCCUGGAGGCGAAGGGCGAGUCUUCCGGAGUGGUAACUGCCGUGCGGGUGAACCAACGCCGGCGCUGGUACUACGAGGUCACCCUCGUCGGUGCCAGCAAGGACACGCGGGUGGGCUGGGCGCGCUGCGGCGGCGCGUUCAGCGUGGGUGUUUCUUCCGACGACGAAGAGCAGGGCGGCAAAGGAAAGCGCGACGCGGCGGUUCCCAAGCUCGGCCACGGCAGCGACUCCUGGGGCAUCUGCGGGCACAACCAGGGCAGGAGCUACCACCAGGCGGGACGCCUGCGCGCGGAGAGGGUGGAAGCCGCCGCAAAGGCGCGCCGAGAUCAGCGCAGGAAGGAGAAGGCGGAAGAGGAGGGCGAGGACGCGGAAGAGGAGCGGUCCGAGCGCGGCACCGCGCGGGCCGGGGAGGGCGAGGGCUGGGGGGGCAGCGAGAGCGGCGGGGACGCAGAGGGAGCGGGGGACGACCAGGAGGAGGAUACGGCAGACUCGAUCUUCCUCGCCUUGGGUGGUCUCUUCCGCGACACGUCGUUCACCGUGGACCAGGAAAGGGACGACGGGGGGAAUCCUAUCGAGUACGUGCCGGCGUCUGCGGCGUCUGCGUCUGCGGCGUCUGCGUCUCCGGCAGCAUCGUCGCCCGCCCCGCCCGUUCCACUGCCGGUGCCCCCGGUCUCCGCGCGGCUUAUCUCGACGCCGCCGCCGCCGACCCCACCACAAGGCAUCGGGUUACCGUCUCCGUCACAGACCCCGCCCCCGCCCCCGCCGCCACCGCCACCUCUCCCGUCGGCAACGCCGUCGCGUGGCUCGGCGGGCAUGAAGCUGCCCAGGUCGUCGAUUUCUAGGGAGUCGGACUCGCCGCUUCGCCCGUGGGGGGCCGGGGCGGUGAUCGGUUGUCUCGCUGACCUCGUCGACACGGACGGAGACGGAGGGUCGGCGGAGGAGGAAGGGAAACAGGGCAGGGUGAAGCUGCACUUUUUCCUGAACGGACGGCCGGUCAACGGCAACGUGUCCGUGCCGAUAUUUUCCGCGGCGAUAGGGGAGGAGGAGUCCGAGGACGAGUGGGCCUUGUGCCCGGCCUACAGCUGCGGCAGCGCCUCCGACGGGGUGAACAUCAACCUCGGCGGCAGCCCGUUCCAGUUCCCUCCGGACGGGCUCAUCGCGACGUUGGGCACCCCGGGGGAAGGCGGGGGCGGUGGUGGAUCCGGAGGGACGGCGGCUUCCGCGGUGGCGUCCCCGUCGUCGAGCGCGGCCACCAGCAGAGAGAAACGGUCGCGCUACGGCGGCUCGGCGGCGGCGGCUGCGGCGGCGGCGGGGUCCGAGGUGGACUGGACGCCCCGCGAGAUGCUCCCGAAGGCGGCGGAGCGCGCCCUCGGCUCGGCGGCUGCGGCGGCGAUGGCGGCGGGGUCCGAGAUGGACUGGACGCCCCGCGAGGUGCUCCCGAAGGCGGCCGAGCGCGCUCUCGAGGCGGCUUUCGGGCUGGAGCAGGAGGGGAGAGCCUCGCCGUCGCCGGCUAGCGUCCGCCGUGGCGGUGGUGGCUUGGGUGGCGGCGGCGGCGAUGGUAGAGAGGUGGGGUCUCCCCGAGGCAGCGGAAGCAGCGGCGGUGCUCGUACCAUGGCGGAGGCGCUGCGGAGCCCGUCCAAGAAGCCGUCGUCCACCGAGUUCGCUGAGGCAGCCGCUGCCGCUGCCGCUGCCGCCGCUGGCGGAAAGCAAGGAAGAACGAAGGGCAUCGUCGGUGGAGUCCUGGCGGUCAAGGACGCCGAGAUAUCCCGGUGCGUCCGGUUCGGCGGGCGGGGAUGGGCGGUGGCCCGCCGGCCGAACCUCACCGUACAGGCGCUGGACGUCUUCCUGCUGGAGGCGCUCAUCCGGCCUGCUGCGAGGGAGUCACAGCAGCAGCCGAAGACGGCGGAGCCUGGGGGGCAGGGGGCGGCGGCGCGCUGCGAGGAGGAGGAGGGGCACGAGUCGGUCGUUCUGAGCCAAGGCGGACAGGCCGGGUUUUGCCUGGCCGUCCGGGGCACGACGGCCGUUCUGCGGCUGCACGGGAAGAACGUCGGGGAGGAGGCGAGGCACGCUACCCCCGACGGCGUCCUCCCCGCCGAGGGCACGUGGUUCAAGCUCUCGGCGGCGGUGGCUAGGGACUCCUCCCAGGGCAUGGAUAAGGUGAUAUUCUACGUGGAUGGCACCGCCGUUCACAAGUCCACCCUACCAAGCCCCGGGGGGAGACGAACGCCCGUGUCACAGUCGCCGCAGCAGCAUCGGCAGCAGCAGUCCGGCCCGAUAUUGAUAGGCGGCAGGCAGAGCGAGGUUGCCGUCGCCGAUCCCCCUCGAAACGCCGACGUCGAGGACGCAGCAGCAGCAGCAGAGCCUGCCGCUACCCCAGAAAGCAGCGGGGCGCCGCCGAUAGGAGCGGCGACGACAAACCAGGACGGCUCGGUCACCGGGCUCUUCACGGGGGAGGUCGCGCAGCGCACGGUCGGCCGCUCGGCAGUCCUCGAAGCGGACGCCACCCUGGUGGUCCUGUGGAAGGCCGACGAGGGCGCGGGAAGCGUCCUCCGAAACUCGCGGCCGCUGCACCCGCCGAAGCCUGCCCGAGGCGCCAAGACGGCGUUGAGUCGCGGCACCAGCGGUGGCGGCGGCGGCGGUACCGGGGCCGAGGGCCACGCCGAGCUCGUGGGCGAGUGGGCGUGGGUCCCUUGCUUCGACCCGGAAGACUACGAGAGUGUUGCCGCCGCUGGUGCCACCGGCGGCGAGGGCACGGCUUCCGCCGGUUCUCCGGCGGCCGUGCCCAACUUCGCCGGCGCUUCUAUCGGCACCCCGAGCUCCUCUUCUUCUGCCGCUCACAGGUCAGGGCGGCAAGCGGGAGGCGGGUUCGCGGGCCUGAUUGAAGGCGGCGGGGCGGAGACUGACCUCGCGAGGUCUCUGGGGUGGAGGUCAGUCUCCACCGCCGGGGACGAGGAGGAGGAGGAGGUGGAGGAGGAGGAAGAGGAGGACGGCGGCGGGGCGUCAACCGAGGGGAAGGGAGGGGAGAAAGGGCGAGCGGUCUCCUCCUCGGCGCGGUCUUCCGCUUGUGCGGAUGUCGGCGCCAACGCCACCGCUGCCGGGGCAUCGGCGGCGCUGAGCGCGUGCGCGGCUAUCGAGCGGGCGGGUAGCGGCGGAGGCGCUCCCAGGCUGCCCCCGAGGAACGCCCUGCUCGGCGUGCUGGGGAAGCUGUUCCAGCAGUGCUCGGUGUACCUGGAGCCCUGCUUGGGAGACCCUCUGGUGGAAAGCACGCCGCCGCCGCGCGGGGUCCGGACGGAAGCCAGGGUUCAGCUGCAGCUGAUCCGGAGGGAGGAGCGAGCUCUCAGAGCGAUCGUGCAACCCGAGGUGCGCACGUACCUUCUCCUCCGGAGCAUUCUCUGGCAACUAGCAGCAAUCGCUGAAGGUCUGAGGCCUGAUCUCGACGAGGACGACGGGGCUUGGUCCUCCACGAAGGAGAGCGGAAGCAGCGGUGGCAGCGGCAACACGGCCGCCGCCAAGCAGCAGCAGAGGGAGGCGGCGGCCAACGACCCCGGGUGCUGGGGGCCCCGUGACAUACUGGUCGCCGGCCUGUGCACCCUGCGGCUGCUCCGGGCGAACAUGUACUACCUGUGCGCCGCGGGCGUGUCGCCGGGGACGGUCGGUCUCGGGACUUCUAGCGGCGGCUCUUCAUCGGGGGUGCGGCGGGAGGGCGGGGUGGAUCAACGCAGCCCGUUCGCGUCGGGUCUGUUGUCGCUCCUGCUGGACUACUCGGGGGGUGUCUUGGACGUGGUGCCCGACGGGGAGGGGGGCGACGCGGAAGAGGAACUGGAGGGGGGGGAGGAGAUGGACUCCCUGAGGCGCGCGGUGCGGUACGAGGCCGCGGAGGUCGUGGGGCAGGGCCUCGAGGUGUUCCUGCCGGAGGCGGAGCAGAAGAUCGGCUUUCUGACCGCGCUGUUCCGCCUCGGGCUCGGCGGGGAUACCGACGCCGAGCAAGGGGAGGAGGGCGGCGAGAGCAAGGUUGAGGGUGAGCUGGAAGAGAGCAAGGGUUGGGGGCAAGGCGGGAGCCGUCGUCCCUCCAGCAGCGACGACGUCGGCGUGGCCGCCGCCGCCGCGAUGGCGGACGGCCCGCUGCCGGUGGACAUGGACGAGGAGGGCUGCGCGGCGCUGAUUUCGGGGGUAUGCAACGCCGUCUGCACGGACUCGAACCUGCUGCUGUCGCUCGUCCCCGAGGCGGUGAGACCGGCGCUGACGACGCGCGACGUGCCGUCCUACGUGGCGGCCACGGUGCGCUCCGCCGAAAAGGCGCAGGCGCAGGCCCUGCAGCAGCAGAUGCUGAAGGAAGCGGCCGCCGCUGCGUCGUCGACGACCAACCCCGGUGCCACGACGCCCAGCGGCGGCGGGGGAGGGACGCGAGGGUCCACAUCCUCGCCCAGGCUCACGGUGCCCCGUGGGCGCGGGGUGACGCGGGAGGAAGGGGACGCCUUCGACCUGUGGAAGAGCGGGCCGAAGGUAGAUCUCCCGCGCGCCGGAGAUGUCGUGGUUCGCGGCCCGGACUGGGCGUGGGGCGAGCAGGACGGAGACGCCGCUGGGCGCGGGCUCGUGGUGGGGCUCGCGACGUGGGGCCAAGCCGCUCGAGCUGGCGGCGGCACGGGCAGAGGCGGUGCCCAUGGCGGCGGUGGCGCCGAGAGCGCCGGCAGCACUAGCUGCGCCGUGGCCCCCGCCGAUAGGAACGCCGUCCGCGUGAUGUGGGAGAAGGGCGCGAUCAACGUGUACCGCUGGGGAGCCGCGGACCGGUGUGACCCCGCCGGGGGGAAACUCUGCUACGACCUCAAGGUGUUGCGGGCGCCCGUGCUCGCCCCGGAUGAGCCGCCGCCGCGAGGCGAUGGGGCCGCCGGCAGCGGCAGUGACGUCACCGGGCGUAAGGGGGGGGCCGGGGGAAAGACCAAGGGGCAGCAGUCGCAGGGUGGCGGGGGGGGAGCGAAGGGCCGUUCCGGUCGCGGGGAGCUCAAGUGGUCGGUCGAAGAGGUCGAAACCGCGCUGCUGCCGCUAGAGGGCGGAGGGAGGCGCGGGGGGGGUGGCGGCGAUGUUGGUGCGCCGACGACGAGGGAGGUGCUGCGGUUUAUCAAGAACAACGCCCCGCAGGAGUGGAGAGAGCCGCGGCGCAUCACCGGCGCGGAGAAUGCUUUGGUCAAGUCACACAAGCCUGAGGCCGUGGUCCGAGCCUACCGGGAUUUCGUGGAGAGCUUCGGGAACAAUUUCAUGGCGCCGCCGGCGCGCGGAGGGGCGAAGGAGAACCGCGUGACGCCCAAAGAUGCGGCCCAACACAAGCGCACCCAGCAUCUGUCUGAGCUUCUUCGGCUGCUGUUGCGCGUGACGCACCACUUGGGUCGCGAGGGCAACGCCGACCUGCCGCAGCGGCGGCCGCGGAGAGCCAGCAUCUCCUGGCAGGCGAGGGGCGGCGACGAUACCGGUUCCAGGCGGCUGUCGGCCGCGAGGCCGCCCUCCAGGGCCGACGGCGACGACGACGACCAAGACGGAAACGAGGAGGCGGCGGGCGACUCCGAGUGCGGGGUCUACCUACCGGAGACUCUCGACGCCGCCGUCUUCCUCCUCUCCAGGCUGCAUUCCGUCAUGACGCGAGCGUGGGACCCUACUCCGACGGCUGCCGCGGCCGACAACGACGCCAGCAUGAUCGCGGCCGCGCUUGGCGGGAGGCCGAGCGCGAUAAGCAGCGUCGCCAGCGAGUACGGCGGAAGCGCGGUCCCCGGUAGUAGCGUGGACGAAGGCGAUGACAGGGACGCCCUGGCCGACACCUUCAUCGGGUCCACGAGAAGGCCGCGGAAGUGGGACUGGGUCCGGUGCUGCCACUCGCCGAUAAACCCGGUGCUGGCCGCGGGCGGCGGGAGGGGCGGGCCCGGGCACGCCGGCGGCAACGCGCAGCCCGUCGUGGCGCCGGUGGCGAUCGACCCCGGGUUUUGCCACCGGACGCUCCGGAGCCGGGAGGAUGGGUACGCGGCGCCGAGGGGUAUCGCCGGAAGCGCGCUGGGAGCGGCCGUCGCCGGAGGCUACCGCAGCCUGCACUCCUUCCUUGGCGGCGCCGGCGGCGGCGGCAUCAUGGCCGGCAUGGCCGGCGGCGGGGCCGGGGGGGGAGCCUACGCCGCGCAGGCGCUGCCGUUGGGUUACCCCGACCCGCUCCUGAUGGACCAUUCCCGCGCCGCGUUGCGGAUGGCUGCCGGGGUGCUGCGCGAGGCUGGCCAGGGCGGGGGCGAGACCGGCGAGACCGGCGGCGUCGUGGCUAGGUUAACGGUGGCGCUCCAGCACCCUCUCCUGAGAGGAGGUGGCCUUUUGUCUCCGAUAUUGGCAUCCUUGGCUCAAUGGCACCUGGUGGACAACCCCGAAGAGGGGUUAGGCUUAGACUUGACGGAGGCUCUCAAGGCGACGCUGAGGGAGGCGGACAGCCUCAAGCGUGCUCUUGGACAGGAGAUCCUCACAGACGAGACGAAGCGGUGCAUGGUCGGCCUCAACCGCCUCCAGGUGGUCCUGGCCUGCCUCGCAGGCAAGCUCUUGGGCGCGCUCAUCAGCGGCGGGAUCGGCUCUCUCGACGGUGGCGAGGCCCCCAACGACCUCCACGCGGAGGUCGAGGCCGACGUCCGGCGGAGAGCGGAGGGCGGCGCAAGCGCUGCCGCGGCGGCAGCGCUCCUCGGGCGCCAGCGGCCGUCGCCAACGUCGACCGAGGCCGCAGCAGCAUCGCCGUCCGCCGCCGCUCCGUCAAGGGCGACGAGAGUUACCGGUGCCGGCGGCAGCGCCGGAGAACAGGGCUGGCUUCAAUCGCCGUUGCUUGCGAACGGGAUAGUGACGGCGCCCGCCGCCGCCGCCGCCGCCGGUGCCGUUGGCUCGGGUCGGGGCGGCGGUGCCCUCGCCGCGGGGAUGGUGGACGAUGGGAACGGAGGGAUGGGUCCCGCCGGCGCCGGCCCCAUCCAGGCGUUCCUCAGGGACCUGGUCGAGGGUGUGCCGGGGUCGCCGGCGCUCGCGCUGAGCCAGUGGGUCUCGAAGCACGUCGGGGAGAAUCCGGUCCUGGCGAGGACCGGGGGGCCGCUCAUCGCGCGCGGGGUGCGCGGGGCGGCGGUGGCGAUGCUGUGGCACUCGGGGUACGCGGCCGCCGCGCAGCGGAUGGCGGCGGCGCUGGCCGCGGCCCCGCCGGCGGCGCGGUCGCGGGUAGACUCCCAGGUGCCGCCGUACUUCCUGCUGGAGACGUGGAGGAAGGCCGCCGGGCUCAAGUCCUGGGCGAAGAGCCGGAGGGACCGGGGCACUCCUUACGAGGCCACCGCCGCCGACCUCGCCCAGCACUGCCGCUUCCUGCUGUCCCUGCACCCGGCCACCGGGGACAGGCACGCCGAGCGGCUGUCCCUGGUGACCGGGUUCCUGAAGGGCGGGGUGGACCUGUGCAGGCUGCGGGCGUCGCAGAUCGCCGCGGACGAGCGGGCGAGGCGGCGGGCGGCGGGGCUGAGGGCGCUGCGGUCGCUGCUGGGCUCGACGGGUCGGGAGGGGUCUUCCGGGGUCAAGGCGGCGCUCCUGCUCUACGUGCCGCCGGCGCUGCGCGGGGUGCUGCACGGGCUGGCCGCACUCGGACCGGACCCUAUUGCCCUCCAGAUGGCGCGCGAGGCGGCUGCAAGAGCGUCGCGGCCCGGCGGGGGUACGGGGAUGGGCCUUCUCAUGGGCCAGUACCUCGACUCCCGACCGUUACCGGGGGGUCACUACCUGGCGGGGCUAGCUGGGUGCCCCCGGUACACUGCGCAAGAGGUGCGGGGAGCGUUCGAGAAGCUCUACUCCUUCUUGGCGGGCGAGCUCGAGACCGCCGCGCAGCAGGGGGACACCCCGCUGCAGUUCGCCCUCAUGGACGCCUGGGGCGUGGAGGUGCACGAGGAUGACCACGACCUGCUCGCUCGCGUGCGGAUAUUCAACAUCCUGCAGGAAAUCCUCGACUCCACCAUCAAGCACUCCCCGGACGGAGGGCCAUCCACGGUGAUGGACACCCGGCCGGCGGCGGCUACGACGCGCGGGACGGCGGCGGCGGCGGCGGCGGCGGCAACGGGGUCGGCGGCGCUCCUCUUGCCUCCGCAGGAGGCCUCCGUGGACACCCUCUCGGCGGAGCAGCAGCGAGACGACGCCACCGCGCCUUCGGAAGCGACGGCCGCGUCGGACCGCGCGGAGGAAGGGGACGGCGACCGGCGCGACGAGGACGAGGACAAGAUGGCGUUGGCCAUGGCGACGGCGGCGGCGGCGGAGGAGCUGGCGGCCGCGGAGUCGCACUCGCUGACGCAGGGCGCCAUGAAGCUGGUCUACCUUCUGGCCAUCCAGGUGGCGACCUCCGGCGAAGAAGCAGCCGGCGGCGGCAGCGGUAUCUCCGCGUCGGACCACUCCGCCCCGGGACCGUUCAGGGCGCCUCAGCUGGUGCGCGCUCGCUCGGGUCCCGCGACUCUCUCCCACGCGGUCUUCGAGAUGCUGUACGUGCAGCUGCGGAAUGUGUUGGACGAAGGUGGUGAAAGCGGCACCGCUGAGGACGGGCUCGAUGAGAAGGAGGAGGAAGAGAAGGCGGUGUUCGAGCGGCUUGCGGACAUGCGGGACGACAUUGGGUGCCUCAAGCUUAGCCGCGAGCUGCAGGUACUGGUAUCGGAGGUUACGAUGCUUCUCCUCUGCGUGUCUUCGACUGACCCUUGCCGUAGCCUGCUCUCCCAGCCCCGUUGGAUCGCCGUCCUGCUCGGCCUCCUCCGGCUGGGCCCCCCUUAUGCCCAACGCCGCGCCCUGCGGCUGCUGCGCCGACUUCUCCCGCACUGCGACCCGGAGUCCCUGGCGGAGAAGGACGACGGUGCCGUUGCCGCGGACGGCACUGAUUGGUCAAUCGUGACCAUCGUCAAAGAGUCCAAGGCGGGCGCUGUGUCUUCGUCCUCGCCGCCGCCGGCGGGGAGCGAUGCAGGCGUCAGCGACGGCAUCGGCGAGACCGGGGAGACGGCGAGGGCGCUCGGGAAGGCGGCAACGGCGGCGGCCGGCGGCGGAGGCGGUCCUUCUCCCAUGGUCCGCGUGACCAGCCUGAGCAACUCCGUGCACGCGGACCUCAUCCCCGCCAGGAGCCUCCUGUGCUUCUUCCUCGACGCCAUCGGGGGCUCAUACCAGGCGGCGCCCCGUCCGGAGUGGCUCUGCGACCCGGACGCCGACGGGAGCAGCUCGCCGUCGGGCGGCGGCGGUGACAGCAGAGGUUCGGACGGGACCAUGCGCGACCUCAGGUCGUGGUUCCGAGGCCAGACCGGCGGCGGCGGCGGCGCGGCGGCUGCGGGGUCGUCUGGGCGAGAGGAAGACCGGAGCGCGUGGGCGUUCUCGCAGCUGGAGGGCCCCCUGGUGUGCGAGUCCGUGUCCCUCCUGAGGACGCUCCUGCAGACGUCGGCCUGGGGGGAGGUCACGGCGACCCUUCUGCAGGACGCCGUCCAGCGAGGGAACUCGUGCCUGCGGCUGCUCGCCAGGGAGGCCGCCGACAAGGCCGAAGCAGCGGCGGUCGUCGCCGCCGCUCCCCGCCCCCCGGCGGCGGCAGCGGGCACGGCGGAGGCUGGAAAGGCCGCUGCUGCUGCGACGGAAGGCUCGACCGAGCUCUCUUCUUCGCCGACCCCGGAGGUUGCGGGCGAUGCCACGGCGGAGGGCACGCCGCCGCUCGCGUCGCCGCCGCCGCCGCCGCCGCCGGUCGUAACAGCGGCGGCGGUCACGAAGCCCCCGGUGCCGCCGACGUCGGACGGGAGGGCGCCGCCGUUGGCCGGUGCGUCUGCCCCGCCGAGCACCACGGGCACGCUGCUGAGGACGCUCGGGGCGCUCUCGGUCCUGGGCGGCCACGUGGACGUCCUGUAUCCCGGGGCUUGCGCCGAGAUCAUGCCCCUCGACUACGCGUCGCGCUCGAGCGGGGGGGGGUCCCGCAGCGGUGGCCGCGGCUCGGGGGGAUCUUCCGGGUGGGGAGCGCGAAUGGGGCGCAGCAUAUUCGGCCUGUCCGGCCUCGAGCGCAUGGUGAACGCGGCCGGUGGCGGAGACAGGAGGAGCCGGGGUGGCGGCGGCGGCGGCGGCGGGGGCGGGGGCUGGGGCACGUCCGGCGGCAGCUCGUCCAGCUCGGUUUUGCUCGAGGGCGGCGACAGCGGCGGUGCGGCGGGAAGCGGCGGCGGCGGCAGCAGCGGCGGUGGAAGCGGCGGCGGGGGCGACGCGCGCAAGCCUCGUGUCGUGCCUCUUGACUGCCUGCAAGCGGUGCCGAACGUGCCGGUUCGGCCGGGGACGCUGCCGCCGGGCCUGGCCGAGCGCAUCCUGGAGACCCUGACGCUCUGGUGCUUGGACAAGGGGCUCAACGCGGCCUUCUCGGAACGGCUCUCCCCAACGGCGAUACCGUUUGUGCCGACGACGCCCGUGGCGGCCGGCAGUCCCCCGCGGCCGGGUGGCGGCGGCCGCAGCCACCGGGGGAAGGGCGACGGCCUGACGGACGUGCUGUCGACGGCGGUGCUGGACCGACACCUGCUGCUCGGUCUGGUCCGGUGCCAGGCGGCGAAGGCCGCGCAGACGCUGCUGCUCCACCCACAGACCGCGGCCGACUUCGCCAAGGCGGCGUCGGCGCCGGCGACUGGCAGGAAGUCCAAGGGAGGGGCCGGGGCCGUGCUGCUGGAGGUGGCGUCCGGCGUAUGCUCCUCGGCGGGUCUCGGGGACGUCGGCGCAAUGGAGGAGCUCGUGGCCAUGCUGCUGUCGCACUGGCAGUUUUCGGUGCUGGACGAGCGGUCGAAGAGAGUUCAAGAGGCCAGGGAUCACGCACGGCAGAAGGCACGCGCUGCCAAGCAAGCGCUCAUCGCCGCGGCGGAGGCCGAGGUUAGGGCGUCUGCGAGCGGUGGUCAGCCCGGAGGAGCCGACGAAGGACAGCGCGGGGCAGACGCCGCCGGCUCUAGCGGGCCGGGCGCGGGGGACGGCGUGACGGGGGGGAUGCCUCCGUCGGCUAGAGACGGCGCGGACGAUGCCGCACACGCCGCUGCGCAGGCGGAGGAAGAGGAGCAGCAGCAGCAGGAGGCUGAGGAAGAGGUCAACCCCCUCACGGCCCACAUGGCGGAGAUGGGUUUCCCCAUCCACUGGUGCGAGCGUGCCCUCGCGGAGACCGGGGACGACAUCGAGGCCGCCCUCAACUGGAUCCUCUCCAACGGCGAGCUCCUGACCGUCGAAGACUCGCUGCGGGAAAGCAUCCAGGCACAGUCCCACGCGGCGGCGGAGGUUACCGCUGCCGAGGCGGCGAGGGCGGAGGCGGCGGCGGCAGCGGUGGCCGCGGACGCCGAGGUGGCUGCCGCCGUGGCUGAGGCCGGCGGCGGCGGUGGCGAGACGGCGCAAGGUCGGGACGGCGAGGGCAACGGCGGCGGAGGCGGAGGCGGAGGCGGAGGCGGCGGGGAAGGGGGAGAAGGACAGGGAGACGUCGGAAACGCGGGGCAAGAGCAGAGCGAGCAUCUCGCAAGUCGGGUGACGAUAGAGACCUUGAUGGCUCUCGACGACUCGGAGCGGGGAGCCGGAAGCGGCGAGAUCGCUGCCUCUUCGUCCAACCAGGGGACGGAGCCCGGCUGGCCCCGGGUGUUCCACUGCGACCUCAACGAGCAGGCGGAGCUCCCCUUGCUCGCGGAGCCCAGGCUUGGCGCAGAGCAGGUGGGAGGCCUGUACGCCGGCGAGGAGAUUACCGCCGUCGGGCAGCAGGGAGACUGGCUGCACGUCCGCCUGUAUGAGGAGGACGAGGACGAGGACAACGAUGAUGGAGAUGAGGACGAGGACGACAGCCACGACGACGACGAGGACGACGAGGACGACGACGACCAAGACCAAGACCACCGCUACUCAGAGGGAGACGACGGCCGCAGGGCCCGCGAUGGCGGCGGCCGAAACCGUCGGAACCUGGACGGAGAGAUCGUCUCCUGCGGGCGGUGCAACGCGGAGCACUUGCAGGAGCCUCUGGUGUGGGCCCUGCGGCGGACGGCCGGGCGCGAAUAUCUCCGUCCGGGUCCGUGCCUCGAGUCUUCCGGGUUGGGAUGGGACGGCCUAGACGUGGACCGGCUGCCCCCGCCGGUUGACCAGGCCGGGCCUAGGCCUGGCCCCGGUCAGCGCGGGUCGACCGAGGUUGCGGUCCUCGGCGAGGGCACGGAGCUGCUCGUGACGGAAGAGCUGGAGUACCGAAGCGGGGAGGUCUGGCUGCGCCUGUCGGCACCAGUGGAGGGUUGGGUCGCCAAGCGCGGGAGUUCCCUCGUGGCGUUGAGAGGAUCGGCGGCGGCGGCGGCGGCGGUGGCGGCGGCCUCCGUCAACGGCGGCGGGAGCAGCGGCGGGCGGAGUCAGGACAGCGGCGAGGGCGGCGAGGUCGCGGACGUGGCGCUGGCGAAGGAGCUGGAGGACUGCAUGGAGGAGGAGGCCGGCACCGAGCUCUACCGGCGAGACGACAGGCUCUUCGGAUCCCGCCAGGGGUGGCGGCUUCCUUCCGGAGGUGACUCCGGCCUGGGGCUGGCGGACGGCCGCGGCAGCGGAGGAGACGCGACCCGCAGGGCCGACUCCCGGGUGCCCGGGGAUCGGAGGGCAAGCGUGGUGGGCCACGCGAGCGUUUCGGGCUGCUGGGCGGCGAUGGCGACGUUGUCGGCCUCGGCCGCCAAGCAGAAGAUCGCCAGCACGGCCGCGACCCUGGCGGUGCUGCACUGCCGAAAGAUCCUGCUCACGGUGCUGCUGCAGUCCCACAGGGACGUGGUGGCGCAGACGGCGGAUAGGGGGGCGGCGGCUGCCGACGCCCUGCUGUCCCAGCGCGUUGCGGCCCUGGUCGGGGUGCGGGACUCGCCGUUGCCGGCGGUGGGUGGGAAGGCCGGCGGCAGCGGCGAGGUUGUUGCCGCUUCGCCUCGAGCCUCGUCGACGUCUCUGAGGACAAGGGCGGCCUCUCGGCAGUUCUCUUCGUUCCUGCAGCUCGUGCUCUUCCGCGGGUGGCACCCCGGCUGGUGGCCCCUGGCCGACAACAGCAGCGGCCGCUGGAGCGAGAGUCUCGAGGCGGGCGAGGCCGGAGCUGGGGGGCGGCGGGAGGACGGGGAGGAGGAGGAUGAGAACCGCGGCGUCCUCGACGACAAGGAGCCGAUGCCCGAGUGCUUCCGUUCGCUGCCGGUUGUAAUCACGCCGGUCGUUCUGUCCCUCAUACGGGCCGCCGCGGCCCAGAAAGCCGCGGCCAGCCCUCCUGCUCACUCCAGCCCGAAAUCGCCUGGGACCAGCAAGGGGUUGGGUCUGGGCCAACCAUCCCGCUCCUCCCUGCAGCUGCAGCAGCAGCAGCCGUUCGGCGCUUACGUGGAAGAGGCGAUCCUGCAGUCGGUGGCGAGCCAGCUCCGCCUGGCCACGCGGAUCGGCCACGGGGACCACGCGUGGGCGCCGUCCGACGCGUCGGAGCUGAGCGACUCCCACUGCCUCCGGUACCCCCGGCUGCGGUACGUGAACUGGGCCGCCCGCGUGGUGCAGGCCGGCUCGGGCGCGCCGACCGUCCCGCGCAGGAUCUUCCGCGCCUGGGCGACGGCGCUGCGGUCGCCAUCCCUCCCGGUGAAGCAGCAGGUGUGCGCGGAACUGAGCCGGCUGUUGGACGAGGCCGUCCAGGCGGUUGACCGCGCCCACCGUGCGGAGGCGGGGCCGUCAUCCGCUCCAGCGGCGGUACGCGCCGUCACCGCCGCCGGUGGUGGUGGCGAGAGCUCUGCCGUCUCGUCGGGUGAGGCGGUGCGCCUGCAGCGAGCGGCCGUGCUGAAGCGCCUCCGCCAGUGCGUCGAGAUCCUGCCGCUGGAGAGGCUACGGUCGUUGGCGGAGAGGCGCAUGCUCAAGGAGGGGGAGGACGAGCCGAUGCUGUCCCGGGCCCUGCAGUCCAUUGUGGACCUGGUGUCCUCCGCGGAGCUGGCCUUGCGGGUGCUUCGAGAGCACGACCAGGUGGCGGCGGCGGCGGCGGCGACAGACGAAGGAGAGGGCAAGCGACCGCAGGAGAAGGCCGACGACGCCGUAGCUACUGCUGAGUCGCCGGUCGUCGGAGGCACGGACGGCGUUCCUCCUCCGCAGACGGCGGCGGCGGCGGCGGCGGCGGCGGGGCGAUCGGUGCUGUGCUUCCCUUCACCCGCGGCAUACGUGUCGCUGCAAGGCCGGGACCUGGAGCCGCCGUGGACGGCGGAGUUCUGGCUCCUGCGGCCGAACCCCGAUGGGACGUGGGAAGACGGCGACGAAGCGACCGGGGAGCCCGCGGCAGACGCCGCCUGCAAGAAGGAGAGCGAGGGAGACGACGACGAUGAUGAUGAUGCGGAGGAAGAGAAGGGAGAGCGGUCCUGCUCGAUCCGGCCGCUGGAGCUUGGCCCGUCGGUGGCGCUCGCCGUCGCCGCCCCCCCGCGCGGCAUCCGCAAGGCCUUCAGCGAGCGGCUGCCGCAGCCCCCGCCCGCGACCGUGUCCAUGGCGCGCGCGUCCAGCACUCCGUCGUCCUCGGUGGACCUCACCCACCUGCCCCCCAUGGACUCCGCCAACGGGGCCCCCUCGCUCGCCCGCACGCGGUCCGCGGACGCCGUGGGGCAGGACGAGGAAGACGGGAGGGCCGCCGGGGCGCUGAACACCGACGAGUUCCCCCCUCUGCCGCGCCCCUUGCGCCCAGGCGCUGCCGCGGGCGCCGGCGGCCGGCGGAGUUCCAACCGUCCGCACCAACAGGGCCGGAGAAGUCCCGUCGAUGCCGCUGCUGCGGAAUGCUCGGACGAGGGAGACGGCCUCUUUUCGGCGUUCAGUCCUGGCUUGGCGGCAUCGGCUCCUGUUGUCCCCGGUGCCUUUAGCCGCCGUCGAGUUGGGAAGGCCUCGCGGCAUAUGAGAGAAGUGCCACCCCCACCAGCCGCGCCAGCGGCCACCGGCGGCGGCGGUGCCGGGCAGGAGAUCUUCCGGCCGGCGUGGAUGUCGCCGCCCGGGGCCGCCGGUGGCCGCGGCGGAGACGGACGCGGGCCGGGAAGCCCGAAGCAGGCCGACCCAACGGCGGGGGGAGCCGACGGCGUCGCGAGCAACGAGUCGGCGGCGGCGCGCAAGGGCGAGAUCGGGACGGAGCCGGCGGAGUACCUGGCUUCCUCUCAGGCCGGACACAUCAGGCUCCAGGCGGGGGGCACGGUGUACUCCGACUCUGUGGUCGGGGAGAUCAAGAUGGACGGGCCGCCGCCGGCUUCUUCCAAGGAAGAGAAGAGCGGGGACGGCGGCGGCGACGAAGCAGGGGAGAAGAGGAGCACGGUCCACUCCGAGGCUCUCUGCGUGUCCCUGGGCGCAGCCGGGGAGAAGGAGCGGGCGUUCGACUUCGUGGUGCCGACCGGGCGGUGGGUGCACCUGGCCAUCGUGGCGUCCUCGGUGGCGGAGGCGAGGACGACGUUGUAUGUCGAUGGGGCCGCCGUGGACACCAUGCCCGUGCGCAUGUCGCUGCCCAUGGGCUGCCUCGGCGCCGGCCCGCACGCGCAGGAGGCCUCGGCGGCGGCGACCGGAGGCGGCUCUUUCAUCGGGUUGCUCGCGCAGACGAGAUACUGGCGGCAGGCGAGGACUCCCGGAGAGAUCCUGCGGGACCUGCGGAGGGACGUGUCGGGCAUGGACGGGCUCGUCGGCCUCUGGGGCUGCGACGAGGGUCAGGGAUCCUCCCUCACGGACUGGACGGACAACCACGCGUGCUGCCUCGGCAGGGGGGGUACCGAGUGGGUCGACGUGCCCCGCGGGGCCCCCGUGGGCCCCGUGAGGGGGCACGGGCGGUGGGAGCUCCUGGCCGCGGCGGGGCUCCGGCCCGACGUGGAAGAGCAGGGGGUUCCGGGGGAGGAGGAGGGAGGAGGAGGGGAUUGUGAAGGGGGCACGGCGGACGCGGCAGAGAAUGCCGGCGGCGGUUUCGGCUGGGGCAGCGAGGGCGACGGCGUCAUCGAGAUGACCGGAACCUUCACCAGGAACGCCAUCGCCGGGGUCGAGGGGAUCUGGAUGCGGGCUAGCACCCAGGUCGUGACCCUCCGUUUCCGACGCUCGGCCGCCGCCGCCGCCGCCGCCGCCGGCGACGGUCCGGCAGCAGCAGCAGGAGGAAAAGGAGGAGGAGGAGGCACGCCCGUCGAAGGGAGCGUGGAUUGGCCGGAGGAGCAAGCUUCUGCCGAGUUCCGGGGUAGAAUUUUCGCGGAAACUUCUUCUUCUUCGCCUUCCGCGAAGUCGGUGCCGGGUGCCGCCGCCGCUGCCUCCGCUGUGCUUACCCUAGAGGGCAAGGUGGGGGAAGUGUUCCAGGGGGCACCGGAACGCGUCGGCUGGGCUGCGGGCGCGGAGAUCCGGGGAACGUUCUGCAAGGACGGCACGGACGGGACGAUUAAGGGCAAGUGGUCGGCGAAGGCGGUCGCCACGGCCUUAGAGCCCCUCCAACCCGGCGGCAUGCGCCUCAACGUGGGCCUGCUUCCCGACCGGCUGUUGGCGGCGGAGGGGAACAAUCCCGGCGGAGGGGGAGGAGGUGGCGGGGGGCGGUCUUCCGGCGCAGGAAGCGGUUCGGGCACGGAUCUUGCGAUGGGGUCCUCGUGCAGAUCCGUGUGGGUGGUCGGGGGCGGGGGGAACGACGGCGGCCUGAGCGCGGCCGGCCGCGGCUUCUCCGCGCUCAACGCGGGCCUGCCGUCACAGUCUGGCCCGCUGAUCGCCACCGUCGAGGUCCACCCCGAACCUCCAUCCGCCGCCGACUUCCCCGAUCCGGCCUCCUGGGACGCGGCGACAGCGAUGACGGCGUCGGCGACGGAGGAAAGAGCCGCGGGCACAGAUGGUACCGCUGCCGCUACUGCUACGGGUUCAUCCUCUGGCGGCGUGUCUGGUGCCGGUUCGGCGGAACCCGGCAGCAGGAGACUGGUCGUUGCCGAGGCACCCUCCGUCGCGGGCGAGGGCUACCAGACCGGCAAGUGGCUCUGGGAGUGGCACAUCGUGUCGUGCGGCAACCGGGCCAGCGUGGGCGUGUGCCGUCGCGACGUCGCCGCCAUAAGCGCCGCCGGCGUCCCGCUGCAAGGAGCCGGGGGCGGCGGCGCCGGUGACCGCGCGGACCUGUGGCUGUACCGCUCGGACGGAAACCUGUCGCACGGCGGAGAGUCGACGGAGCGGAUGUGCCCGGGGGGCGGGUUCGACAGCGGCGACGUUGUCGGAGUGGAGCUGGACGCCGACGCCGGAACGCUGGCGUUCUUGAAGAACGACGCCUACGUGGGCGGGCAGUUCAAGAUCGACCGCCGGUCGGAGGGAGACGACAGCGGCGACGGCGAGGGAGGCCGGGGGCUUUUCCCCUGCGUGUCACUCCGCGCGAGCGGGGACGCGGCCGUCCUGCUGGGGCUCAACCCUGAAGAACCAUCUUCGUCGCCGUCCGGCACCGCGGAAGACCCGGCCGCCGCCGCCGCCGCCGCCGCCGCGGCCGAGCCAUUGCCGGGCGCCGAGGCGGGCGAGGGUUCCUCCGGGGAGACUGCUGCGGACGGUACGGCAGCGGCGGAAGGAGCUUCGUCCAACAGCGGCGCGUCUGCUGACGCUGCUGCUGCGUCGGCGUCGCCGCCACCGCCGCCGCCACCUCCGCCGUCGCCUCCGCCAGCGGCGGCGGUGUCGACGGCGCUGCCGACCCCGCCGUUCUACCCGACGUACUUCCACGGGGAGUUCGUCAACGGACUCAAGCACGGGCCGGGCGUGCUGAGGCUGAGCGGCAAGGGCGGGUACUGGAGGGGGAAGUGGUUCCAAGGGUUGCAGCACGGGGUUCACCUCCUGGUAGGGCUGCCUUCGAAGAAGGGUCAGGCGGAGGAAGACGGGAGCCCGACCGCUUGGCUGUUCGACCGCGGGGUCAAGAUCCGGGAAGCGACGAAGGAUGAGGCGAAGGUCCCCCUGCAGGAGUGGCGAGCGCUCAUGGUGAUCAGACGGGCGGAGCGGCAGGCCCGCGAGAGUGCCAGCAAGAAGUCCGGCGGCAGCGGCGACGGCGGCGGGGGCGGGCCCGGCGGGUCCGACGGAAAGGGCGGCGACGGAAAGGGAUCUCACGGCGGCGGUGGUCGAAGGUCGAAGCACGCGGGGAGAAUGAGCAGCCGGCGCAAGAAGUACCGUCGGAACGAGUUCCAGCAGAUGCAGCAGCAGGAGGCGGAGGAGCAAGAGCAACUCCUGCUGCUGCAAGAAGCCGUUCGCCAGACGAGGAGCGUCGGCGGCGCCAGCGGCAUCCUGGGCAGCAGCGCCGAAGCCCUGCAGAUCCUCCAGGCCCUGACCGCGGGUGACCCGCACAGGGUGGGGCUGAGCGCCGGGCCGAGGGCGGUCGCGGCGACUGACGGCGGGGACUCGGAGGAAGAGGAGGAGGAGGAGGAGGAGGAGGAGGACGAGGAGGAGGAGGAAGACGAGGAGGAAGACGAGGAGGAGGACGAGGACGAGGAGGAAGAGGAAGAUGAAGACGCAAGGCUAGCGGUGGUGGAGUCUGCCGGGGAGGUUCGCGACAUGAUGGCGCGGCUGGAGGAGAGGGCCGAAGCCAUGGAGGCCAUGGGGGCCCGCGACCGUCGGGACGGGGAAGGGAAGGAAGGAGGGGGCGCCGGCGGCGGUCGAGGCAACCUUGUCGUCAUCGAGGACGACGAGGGCGAAGAGGAGAACCACGAGUACCUUAUCGUCAGCAGGGGCGAGUCCAAGGAGGAGACCUCUCAGGCGGAGGAAAAGGGCGGCGAGGUCUCGGGCGACGUCUCCAAGGUCUUGCCGCCAACCGGCGGCCUCAGGCGCGAGGGCGGCUCAGCCAAGGCGGUGGCAGCGGCAACUGCCAAGGCGGCGGCGGCGGCGGCAGCGGCAUCGGGAACCAAGGUAGGCGGGGACAAGCACCCCGACAUCGUCCCCGGGGAGUACCUGCUCAAGGUCGUGUACAGCAAGGGCGCGACCAUGCGCGACGGGGUGGAGAUCGACCUGGCCGCGGUCGUCGGCAACCUGCCCUUCGGGAGCACGGUCGUUGCCACCGCCCGGGUUAUAUGCUCGUGCGGGAUCCCCCGCUUCAAGACCCGGAGGGGCUGGAUAAGCGAGUGGCUACGGGGCGGAGAGAACGAGCUCGUCGUCGAGCUGCUGCACCACAAGCCCAGGGAGCCCAUCCGGUACCAGGUCAUCUGCAUGGGGGGCGCGAUGGUGAGAGAGACGGCCAGCAUCAGCGGCAGGGAGGCGAAGGGCGGGGGCUGCAAGAAGGGGACCAUGGUGAGCGUCGCCGAGCGGCUGCGGCUGCCGGACGGCACGAUGCGUCUCCGCGUGGUGGACCCUCCCGAGAAUGUGGGGUGGAUCUCGGAGAAGGACCACAUCGUCCGGCGAGAGGUGUCCGAAGCGGAGGAAGCCCUGACCGCCGAGGCCGUCCGUCGCGAGAGCAUCCUCGACAAGCGCCGGAAGGCGCGCCUCCGGGAGCGGCGCGAGGUCGAGCGGCGCGAGACUCUUAAGGCCGCCGGCCGACUCGUAGACGUCGAGGUCACCGGCAACUUUGCGGCGAGCGCGCGGUGCCUGUUCCUCUUCGACCGCGCGCGGAUGACCGGAGGAGUCAGCCUGUCGUCAGACCUCGGGACCGCCGCGUGCACCGUUUCCGGGAACAGGGGAAUGGUUCUCGGGAGCCGGGGGUUCCGCGCCGGGCUGCACUACUGGGAGGUCAAGGUCGACCGCUCCAACUGGGGAAGCGUGUUCCUGGGAGUUGCUCCGCGGCAUGCCUCUACGUGGAACGGGUACGGCUUCCUGAACUACCGCGCGUGCCAGGCGUACGGGUCGGAGAUCAUUUACGGGGCGUACUAUGCUGCUGGGGACCGAGUGGGAGUCCUCCUAGACAUGGACCGGGGCACCGUCUCGUUUGUCAAGGACGGGGACGACUUCAACAUGGGCCGUCCGGUCGUGGUGAACAUGGGCAUCGCCUACCACCACCUCCGCCGCGUGGGGCGGACCGACGCUGCCGGCCACCACGGCCUGGCCAUGUACCCUUGCUUCGGCGUCAAGAGCCUCGGCGACCAGAUGACCAUCGGCGGGCAGAAGUGGUUCAGCCGGAGGGGGCUCGGGCACGCGAGGCGGGUUCGACAGGCGGUGGACGCUAUCGUCGCCGCGCGGGAGCUCCGGCGGUCCAUCGUCGCCGGCGCCCCGCCCCCGCAGUCCCUUGUGGACGGCGCCCGCCGCCGCUACUCCAAGUGGCGGAGGGGCCGGUUCAGCGCCUUCCCGUCGCGGGCCGGGGUGUCCUGCGAGGUGGACGUGACCCACGCGGCGCUCCAGCUGGCCGCGGGAGGCGUUGCCGACGACUUUGGUGGAAUCCGGGUGGGGCAGCGCGUGGAGACGCCGUACGGGGAGGGGAGGGUGCUGGGGUCCCUGCGGGCGGACGUGUGGUUCGUCCUGGAUGGGGAUGACUCAGGGGCGUGGUACUGGACACGGGAGGAGCUGUCGGACCUGCUCAACAGCGAGGCUGCUGCCACCACCGGCGGUGCCCCCGCCGCGCCUUCGCAAGGAGACGGCGCCACUGCCGCUGCGGCCGCUGCGGUGCCGCCGGUGUCUACGAGCGAGUCGAAGGAAGAAGAAAAGGUCGCAUCGACCGGCGCCGCUGGUACGGCGGACGAUUCCACCGCGGCAGCGGCGGCAUCGACAGCGGAGGUACCAGCGGCGGCGGCGGCGGCGGCGGCGGCGGGACCCACGACAACGGCAGCACCGCCGUGCGGGUCGCGGGAGUUCGCCGCCCUCGCCACCGAAGGCUGGGGGUCCCUGGCCCUCGACGAUGCCCUGGUGCGCGUCGCCAACGUCGUCGCCGGCCGCCGCGGGGUGCCCCCGUCCCACCUCUCGGAGGCGCAGCUGUCGGAGGCGGUGGAGGCGGCCGGGCCGGGGCUCGGCGGCCCCGCCCUCGCCAGCAUGAGCGCGGAGAAGCUAGGCGCGCGACUGAUGCUGCUCGUGGAGCUGAACGCGAGGCUGUCGGUGGCGCUGCCGCUGCUGGACCUGUCGCGCGAGAGCCGGGCGCCGCUGGCGGUGACGAAGAACGACCUGCAGCGGGCCGCCGACGUGCCCGGCGUGUCGGUCGGGGUCCGGAGCCCGUCGGGGGCGGCGGUGGCCGACCUCAGAGGGCUGCUGUUCACGCAGAUGAAGAUGAGCUACUGGAGCGAGGUCGUGCAGGAGACGACUACCUUCACGCUUCCCAACCCGGAUGAGUACGAGCGGCCGGAGGAGAUCCGCGAGAUCGAGGUCAACCGCGUCAAGGCUCGGAGCAUGGCGGUAGAGGCCGACGCUCUCAACUUCGGCGACAAGCUUCGGGCGUCUCUGCUUGGCCAGCUGAACGAGGCCAUGUCGGAUUGGGAGGACCGGGACUUGAGGCGAAGCUUCGUCCACAUGCAGGAUGCUGGCCAACCGCGGGCCUUCUACGUGCGCUUCAAGGGGGAAGGGGUCGACGACCACGGCGGGCCCUACCGCGCGGUGUUCCAGACCGCCAUGGGCGAGGAGCCCUCGGGGCUGCUCGGCCUCCUCACCCCGUGCCCCAACGGCCGCAACCGCUUCGGCCCCAACCAAGACAAGGUGCUGCUGGACCCACGCACCCCGCCGACGGCGGCAGCGGCGGCAAGCGGCGGGGGCAGUACGGGAGGAGUAGCGGCGGCGGCGGCGGCCGCGGGGGGAGGAGGUCCAGACCCCGCCCGCUUGUCCCUGUUCCACCACAUGGGGCGGCUGCUGGGGGUGGCCGGGCGCCACCGCAUCCACGUCCCGCUGGCGCUGCCGUCCCUGGUGUGGAAGCCGCUGGUCGGGGCCACCCUCGGGGCGGGAGACCUGGAAGCGGGGGACAAGAUGCUUGGCCAAGGGGCUGGACGACAUCGUCGCCGGACGCGGCGGCGGGCGGUGCGCGCGGUGGAGCAGCUGCGGCUGACGAGCGGGUCCCGGUGCCUGGAGUCGCUGUACCAGGGGCUGGCGGGGGUCCUCCCCGUCGAGCUGCUCGGGGUGUUCACCGCGGCGGAGGCGGAGGCGUUGUUCUGCGGGGUGCCGGAGGUGGACGUGGACCUCCUGCAGCGCGCGACCGAGUACGAGGGGGUGCGGCCGACGGACCCCCACGUGGGGUACUUCUGGCAGGCGCUGAGGAGGAUGGGCCGCGAGGACCGGUCCUCGUUCGUGAACUUCUGCUCCGGGCGGAGCCGCCUGCCGGGGUCGGCCGCCGAGUUCGCGAUGAACUUCAAGCUGACCGCGCCGCACAGGGACUACGACGACCCGGACGAGUACCUGCCGAUCGCCCAGACGUGCUUCUUCAGCCUCGCCCUGCCCAAGUACAGCUCCGUGGAGGUGUGCCUCGAGAAGCUGAGGUACGCCAUCAAGAACGCCGACCUCAUGGACGCGGACUACCUCGUGAGGUCCGCGGACGGCUGGGAGAACCUCCGGUGA